ACUUUUUGCACAGCGUGGAAUGAGUGUGAGAGGGAGUCAAAUUUGAUCGAAUAAAAUGUCUGGACAUUUAGGUACCGGUAGCUAAUUUAGCCACUUACUUAUAUAACUGAAAAAAAAAAGAAAUAUAUUUUAAACUUAUAUUAUCCUCGUAGUAUUCUUACAAUUUUAUUAAAUUGCAAUAUUUUUUUAAAAGUUCGCAAUAGAAUUUGAAUUGAAUAUUUUUCUGAACUUUCUCUCCACCCAAGACCAGCCAGGGUAACAAUAAAUAAUUGUAUAAAGCCGAAGGCAUAAGUUGAAUAAGAGAAUAAAAAAACAAUUUUAGAGCGUGGCUGGUGCCAAACUCAAACUGUCUUUUCAUUUGCGCGCAUCCACAUAUCCACAUUGUGUGUGAGUGUGACACUCAAGGGACAGUGUCAUUUGGCAUUUGGAUCAUCUAAGACUAAGUUAAAAUUAAAGUCUUGAUUCUUUCUGAUAAACCAUUUAACCAUGGUGGACCAUGACCUGUCCAUGACCAUACACUGAGCAUAACCUGACCAUAGUCUGUCCAUCGUCCAUAGUCAUACGGACCAACAUUAUUAUCAUAGUAAUUACAUGGACAUGAUUGUCAUACUGUUCAUAGUAAUAAUAGUCUUAGACUCUUCUUAGUCAUAGAUUUUGUGUCUGAUUCUAUCUGAACUGUGCUUGAUGAUUGCAUAGAAUAUGGUUACAGGUAUAAACCACCCAUCCGUCCAUCACAAUAUGCAUUAUGAAUAUGUGAAUAAUAUAUAUUUUCGUAGGCACUCCUGUAAAGUGAUCCCACUUCCAAUUGGCGCACAGACCCUCUUUCAUUGUCAAUUUCAUCGAAAAUUCAGUGGCCCUCUCUCCAUUGACCAUGGUGUUAUUUCCAUUAAAAUAGCACUUUGGACCAGAAUAACACAAUUUUUUUUUUUACCAUAAAUUUUAAAUAACUCGUCAGUUAAUUAUUAUGGUAAAUUAUUAGACGGUAGUAAAAAAAAAAUUUUUAUUGAAAAAACUAGUGGCUUCAUAUUUUCUGGAUUAAUUGGGGGUAUACAUCACAAUAUGUGCAGUUAGCUGUCAACUUAGCGGCAUGAGCUUUUUAAUAAUUGUCUCGUCAGUGAGGUCACUUUGGCUUUGGGGAAUCCCAAUACUGGGCUUAGGGUAGGGUGACCAAAUCAUGAACUGGAAAAAACGGGACACAACCAAGUAGGGUUGGGGGGGGGGGGUGAUACCCUCCAGCUAAAUAGGGGUCCGGGAACCUCUGCCAGAAACUGUUAAUUGAAAUAUGCUCAUUUUAACUAUUUGCAGACCUAGAAAUCUUUUUAAAUUUACCUUCACUUUUUUAAUUUAAUUUAAAAUCUGAAGCAUAUCAUAAACGAAAACAAUAAUUUUGCAGUGAAUACUUAUUAGUGUAUCCAUAAAGAUCUAUGGCAGGGACACUGUCAUUUAUGCAGAGUGGUGGAGUGGGGGGAACAGUGCAGCCAUCACGAGCCCACAUAACUGCUGGCACUGGCUAAACAGCUAGUCAAAAUAUUACUUGAAGUUAUAUUGUAAAUUAGGAAGUUUUAGGGAUUUGAAAAUGUGUUUGGUUUUAGAAACGGGACAGUUAGGUGUCCAUAGAAACUUUUUCGAGACACCGGGUAUGAUCGUGAAAAAACAGGACGUUUGGUCACCCUAACUUAGGGUGACAGGUUGGACCUGUUCUUUACUGUACAUUAUUCAUGUCAAAAACAUAGACAUAAUUCGACGAUCAGUACAAUUACUUUGAAAUAAAUAAAAAGGAAAUUUUCAAAAACGUUUUUUAUAAAAUUCAACUUUCAAGGUUCACUCUUAUACCCCAAGAUGAGUGCAUGGUUAAAAGUCCUGUUUCUUUAUCACUUGAAAUCUAGGUAAUGUACCCAUAUGCUAUUUAUAUAAUGUUGAAAUUUAACGGGACAUUUCAGCAUAGUUUUCUGGGUAUGGGAGAGAUGGGGACACCCCCCCCCCCUCCCACACACACACAAUUUCAAUUCAUAAAUAAGAAACAAAAAUAAUUUCUGGGCCCUUCCCCCUCUUUCAAGACAAAUUUUAAAAAUGAGGAACAAACCUUAUUAAAUGAAUACAGAGCCGAAUUUUGAAAUGUUUUGAAAAAGUAAACUGUGGCUGGUAGUUGAACUGGGGAAACAUUUUUUUAUACAUAUAUAUUUAUAUCCUACCCUUAAAGAAAAGAAUAAGAAUGGUCAAAAGACCCUAAUGAAAACAAAGCACAUGAGAACAGAAAGGAUGUAUCCCUGCACAUGAAACGAGGAUGUCAAAACGACCACCUGUAAAAAGUAAAAUGCAAUGCUAAAGAUACUGUAUUGAUUAGUUAAGAAUACUGGUAGUAAAAUGUUGGUGACUCUGUACAGCUUGUAAUUUCAUAUCUGAAAGUAAGGAUAUCUAUUUAAGCCUACCCAUCACUAUCCUUAACUUUUUUAACAACUGAAGUAUAUAAGGCUUAAAAAGGGACAUCAUUUGAUAUUUGAGAAAAAAGGCAGUCAGAAGCUUUAACUCUAUUAGUAUUGAAGUACCAGUAUGUAAUUUCAAUCAUUUUGCUAUUUCACUGUACACUCAAAUAUAAAAUAUUAGUUAAUUAUAUGUACUGGUAUUCUAUAAAUGCAUUUUUUUAAAAAUGUACAGUAUUUAAAUAAUUAUUUAACAUUGAUACUUCAAACUCAUAUUAUCCCUAUAUCUUUAAAAAAAAAAUUCAACAUUUUAAAAGAAAAGCAAAAAAAUGGGAGGAGAGGGUCAGGACCGAGGAAGUGAGAGAAAUUGGUAUCCAUUAGUUACAUAGUUUCUUGGCUUUUAUAAUCUUUUUAAUACCGGUACUGAAUUUUAGCCUGGAGUAAUCCUGGGGAACCUCCAUGAUUUAUUUACAGGGGAAGAAAUUGUCAGCAAUACCCCUAACCCCACUGUAGCAGUAUGCCGAUAUUGAGGAGGUACAUUAGGCAAUCUACCCUAUUGCUAUUGGCUAUUGCAUUGUCCAUACUGUUAUUGAUAAAACUAAAACAGUUUAUCCUCCUUUAUUUGGUUACUUGAGCACUGCCGGCAUGCUGAGCUGUCUUGAGUUUUUGGGUUUCCCUUCUCUUAGAUGGGUUACUAUCCAAGAUUGAUGAGUUCCAUCUAUCAUCAAUGGCACUACAGCCCAUGUAGGGCCCUGGCCUGCUCCACCACAUCCUUCCAUUCGGAGCGAUCAAUGGCUUUCCGUCUCCAUGCUCGAACCCCCAACUGGUGUAAAUCUGUCUCCAGAUCAUCAAUCCACCUCAUCCUUGGGCGACCGAUGAGUCGUCUGCCCCUAGGCUUCUGCCUGUAUAUAAUUUUGGCUGCUCUGCAUUCCGGCAUCCUUUCAACAUGACCUGCCCAGCGUAUUCUGCCUUUUUUUAUCAUUGUGACUAUGGGUGGUUCUUUGUACAAAUAGUAAAGUUCUUGGUUUGUACGUAUUCUCCAGAUAUCAUUUUCUAUCACUGGUCCGUAUAUUUUGCGGAGGAUUUUCCUCUCCCAUGUGUUGAGCAGGUUCUCUGCUUUUCUGGUGAGGGUCCAGGUCUCACUAGCGUACGUUACUACAGGUCUUAUGAUGGUGGUGUAUAUUGUCUUCUUUGUUCCCCUUGAUCAGUUUUUGUUUCCCAGUAGCUUUUGUAGGCUGAAAUAGGAACGUUUGCCUGCUGUUAUCCUUUCUUUCACCUCUGACAUUAUCUCAUUGUGCUCAUUUAUAGUUGCCACUAGAUAUUUGAAUGUGGCCACUCUCUCAAAUUUGUGGUUAUUUAUAUUGUUAUUAUCAGCAUGGGAGUUUCUUGAAAUUAUCAUAUAUUUUGUCUUCGGUUCAUUUAUAUCAAGGCCAGCUUUGAAUGAGGCAUUUUCAAGUUCCCUGAAUGCUUUAAUUAUGUCGUUACGGUUUCUACCCAGUAGUGCUAUAUCAUCUGCAUAUGCCAGGUACUGCAAUGGUUGGCUAUAUAAGGUUCCUGAUGGUUGUUGCUCUGUAGUAUCUCUCUGGAAAUAGUUUGUUAUGGUUCCACUGGUGCUAAUGUGAAUGCUUCUAAUAACUUUUUCUAGCGUGAUGUUAAACAGGAUACAUGAUAGUGAGUCUCCUUGUCUGAGGCCCCGAUUAACUAUGAACUCCCUAGAAUAUUCUCCCUGAACCUUGAUUCUGCUUUUGGAGUUGGCCAUUGUCAUGUGUAUGAGCCGAGUAAGCUUGUUAGGGACUCCAAGUUCUUGUAAAGCAUUGUAUAAGUAAUUCCUGUUUAUGCUAUCUUAUGCUGUUUUGUAAUCCACAUAUAGUUGGUGUAUGUCGAUGUUAUAUUCGUAGCAUUUCUCCAGGAGACAUCUUAUAGUAAAAAUAUGAUCCGUGGUUGACCUAUUCUGCCGGAAUCCACAUUGAUAGUCCCCUAGGAUCUGUUCACUAUAAUUUUCCAUUUUUCUCGCUAUAAGUUUUGUGAGAAUUUUGUACAUUACAUUAAGAAGGGAGAUACCUCUAUAGUUUGAGCUUAUCAACUUUGAUCCCUUUUUUUGGAUUGGGAUUAUGAGUGCCAUGUCCCAUUCAGUUGGCAUUUCUUUCUCCUGCCAGAUUCUGGUUAUAAGUUCGUAUAGUUGGUGUAUGUCGAUGUUAUAUUCGUAGCAUUUCUCCAGGAGACAUCUUAUAGUAAAAAUAUGAUCCGUGGUUGACCUAUUCUGCCGGAAUCCACAUUGAUAGUCCCCUAGGAUCUGUUCACUAUACUUUUCCAAUUUUCUCGCUAUAAGUUUUGUGAGGAUUUUGUACAUUAUCUAUCUAGAGUGCUAGUGUUGAUUUGUCUGUCUUGUCAUCUCUGCCCUGACCUGACAAAUUUAAUGUUAUUUAUUCGCUAUCAUUCUUAUUGCUUCUUCUUCUUCAUAAGGCAUAAGAAGAAGAUUCUUAUUGCCAGUUCCAAUCAAAUUGUGCAAUCAAAAUGUCAACAAACAGGAAGCUCAGUAACUGUGUUCGAGCUUGAAUUACAUUUAUCAUUGGAAUGUGUACUGCAUAGAGGCAGGGUUUUAAUGGUAAUACUCUUGUCUCUUUCAGCACUCCUCAGUGUUUCUGACAAAACUGGUUUGACAGCACUAGCACAGCAACUUUCAGCUGAAGGCUUCAAACUUGUAGCUUCUGGUGGAACAGCGAAAGCACUUAGGGAUGCUAACAUUCCUGUCAGGUUUGUAAUUCAUUUAGCAAGUGAUACUCUCACUUUUAUGGAAGAAAUGAAGUAAUGUUUGGGCUAAAAGGACUAUCAUAAUUCUAUAAUUCUUUUAUGGUGUGAUUGAAUUUUUCAAAAUUAAGAUACCCAAUUUUAUUUAAUGGGAUUCUUGUGUUAUAUAUAUUACUUUCAGUGAUGUUGAAGAACUGACUGGAGCACCUGAAAUGUUAGGAGGGCGGGUAAAAACCCUACACCCAGCAGUUCAUGGAGGUAUUUAAUACUGAAUAGGUUUGUUUAAAGUUAUGGGUAUAAAUAUUUAUAUUUAUUUAUUUGUUAUAUGAAAAAUAACCUACCUCAUAAGGCAUAAGGACUCCCUAGACUUAUUGUUAGCAGAUUUUGGGAUAAACUAGUCUCUCAACAUAGAUUUUUUAAAAUAUUAUUCUAUUGACUUUUAACGUGACUUCUAAUAGAUUUCUAACUCGAGCAAAAAAAUUGUCAAAUUCACUAAUUUCAAUUUAGGUUUAAAUUUAACCUUCCUUUAAAUAUAUUGGUAGCCAGAUUUAUUAUCAAAAUAACCUAAUGCAAUGCUAUCAGAAUCCACAGUUAAAUAAAGGGAUAUUGAAACCCUCAACAUUUUAAAAAACUAGGUUUACAGUACAGUGAUGGCUUUAAAAAAAUUCCAAAGGUGUCCUGAGCAUAAAUAAUUUUGUUUUUGAAUUUCAGGCAUUUUGAGCAGGUUAAAUGAUGCAGAUCAAGCUGAUCUUGACAAACAGGGUUACAAAAUGAUCAGGUAUAUAUCAGAUUUAUCCAUUUGUGAAAUUGUUUGCUUUCUUUUGGCUUUCGUAACAUUAUAAUUAUAAUUUAUAUCAUAUGUUCAUUAUUUCCCCAGAGUUGUUGUUUGCAACCUAUAUCCAUUUGAAAAAACCGUAUCUAAUCCUGAUGUGACUGUAGAAGAUGCAGUUGAACAAGUUGAUAUUGGUAAUUUUAAAAAAAAUGUUUGACUUAACAUUACUUCUAAAUAGUACAGCGUUGUUAGACACCUUAGUUAUUAAUAAUGUAAGCCCGUAGUGUUUUAAAAGCAAACAACAUGCUUUGACCUUUUUUUUCCCAUUUGCAAUACUUGUCAUUAUCUAGGUGGAGUUACCCUUUUAAGGGCAGGGGCAAAGAACCAUGGUCGAGUCACUGUCAUUUGUGAUCCCCAAGAUUACCAAAGGUAAGGUCUCAUGAGUUGAAAUUGAUUGACGUCGUCAAGGAUCUUUAGAUCGUCUGUUUAUAAUUACUGGUGAAUAAUUAUAAAAUUGUUCAGUCAAUAUUACUGUAUGAUAUCCCUUUGCUACCAUACUGCUGUUAAGGAAAUAUAUUCUCUCUAGUUCCAAAUGAAAUAUUUAAUAUUUUUUUUUUUAGAUUUAAAAAAUAUUUGUGUAGAUGUUAAUUUGAUCAAAAGAUCAUGAACACAAAUUUUUUUCAGGCUUACUAUUUUAUUUUACAUUGGACUUCAACUUCCAUGUUUACUUGACCUUGAUUAUUAUAUUUAUUUUAACGCCUUUAAUUCAGGGUAAUUGAUGAGAUUAGAGCAUCAACUGAUAAGGAUACCAGUUUGGAAACAAGAAAAAGUCUGGCUGUUAAGGUCUGUUUUUCUUGCAAUCUUAGACCUAUUUAUAUAUCACACUUUGCUAUUCUGAUAUACUGGAUAAAUUAUCAGAGUUUCGGGUGAUCCCAUUUUCUCUUGAAAUUAAGAAACUAUUUCAGUAUUGUUACAGAUGCAAUGAUGAGUCAUUUGUCUCGUUCGUAUUACAUCAUAAAUGAUGGAUGAUUUGAGAUUUUUUGACUGAGCAUUUAUUACAUUGUGUGGUGUGGUAAUUAAUUUCUAUCAGGGAAGACACUGUCAUUAGUUUAGUCUACUAUUUACUAAAUUUUCAUUUUCCAGCCUCCCUUUCUUUAAAUUCCAGGCUUUUAAUCACACUGCUGGCUAUGAUGCUGCCAUAUCAGAUUACUUUCGUCGCCAGUACAGUGCAGGCCAGUCUCAGAUGACUCUGCGUUAUGGCAUGAAUCCCCACCAAACACCGGCUCAGAUCUAUACCACACUUCCACAGCUCCCUAUCAAAGGUAUAUUCAGAUUUUGGCACCAUGUUCUACCAGUUAAAUCAUGUGUGCAAAUGAUAAAGUAACGGCAGUGAUGGACCUGCACAUUAUAAUGUGGAUGCCUAGUUUGUCGCUGAAAGUAAUAUUUAAAUAUUUUUCUCACAGUUGUCAAUGGCAGUCCUGGAUUUAUCAAUAUUUGUGAUGCUUUGAAUGCUUGGCAACUUGUGAGAGAGCUUAAACAGGGGCUUAAGUUACCAGCCGCUGCUUCAUUCAAGCAUGUUUCACCAGCAGGUAGGACCACUGUUAUGUUAUAAGCCAUUACUUCCUAAGAUUCUGAUCCUUGUCACUAGUUGGUUCUAGGCACUGAUAGCAUGAUCACAUUUUACUUAAUGUGCUUAUUGCCAUUAUGUUAACAUUUUUAUCUUAUAAAGGGUGCAUUGAUGAGUCUAAUGUCUCGUUCGUAUUACAUCUUAUAUGAUGAAUGAUUUGAGAUUUUCUUAACUGAGCAUCUUAUGAUUUAAUAAAGCUUGACACACAGUUUUAUUUAAAACCACAGUUCAACUUCAAAUUUUAUAAACCCCCUGAUUAGGCAAGAUCCAUAUGAUGUCCUAAAGCAAUAGAAGGUACUCAUUCAAAAUAUUCAGUUAGGAAAUGGAAAGCAUAGAGUUUUCAUGAAGAGAAAAAUAAUUAUGAUGGGGCGCAAAUAAAAUUGGAAAGUUUUUAAAAAAAAUAUUUGUGCAUGGUAGAAUUGACAUGAAUCCUCUGAGCUGUUAAGAAUCAUUUGUUAGUGAGCUUUUAAUGCAAGAGAUAAGGGGAGAUGAUGACUUAUUUUUUUCUACAUGUGUUGUAGUAAGUUUAACUCCACAUGACGUCCGAUUUUACUAGAAUUCGUUAAACUUAAUUAUAAGUGAGUUGGUGUUUAGUGUAUUUAAAACCACAGUUCAACUUCAUAUUUUAUAAACCCCCUUAGAGCUCUGAUUAGUCAAGAUCCAUACGAUGUCCUAAAGCAAUAGAAGGUAAUCAUUCAAAAUAUUCAGUUAGGAAAUGGAAAGCAUAGAGUUUUCAUGAAGAGAAAAACUAAAAUAAUUAUGAUGGGGUGCAAAUAAAAUUGGCAAAUUUUUACAAAAAUAUUUGUGCAUGGUAGAAUUGGCAUGAUACCUCUCAAAAUGGUAAAGCCGGUCUGUGAGCCCUUAUUCACCAGUCUGUAACAGAUUAUUAAAACAUUUAGCAGAGCACUAAUAAAUAUAAUAUUAGUGCCUGUGGCCCAAUCUGCAAUGCUUACAAAGCAUGGAUCUGUACAUCAUGAAAGUACUUUCAUUUUGUAUUUUUAUUUAUUUCCCUUCAUUAUGAUGAUGUAAAGGUUUCAUAUGGCAAUGAUGAGUUAACUGUCUCGUUCGUAUUACACCAUUACUGGUGGAUGAUUUGAGAUUUACUUACUGAGCUGCUUAGAAUCAUUUGUUAGUGAGCUUUUAUUGCAAGAGAUAAGGGGAGAUGGUGACUUAUUUUUUUCUACAUGUGUUGUAGUAAGUUUAACUUUAUUAUAAGUUAAACUUAAUUAUAAGUGGGUUGGUGUUUAGUCCCAAAAUUUCAUAACACUAAUGUAGUACAAGUCAGUGCAAUGUAGUUUUAAGACAUUGUAUCUGAAGUGCUUUACUCCAGUGGGUUUAUUUUUUAUGGAACUGUUUUGUUCUUUAUUUUAAAUAAUAAAUUGUUAUAUUUUGGGCCUCUUGCAAGUUCUUGCAUAGCAUUUAGACUGAUAUUGCUAUGUUAUUUUGUUUAAGUUACUACUUGCUAUGAUGAGUUAACUGUCUCGUUCGUAUUACACCAUUACUGGUGGAUGAUUUGAGAUUUACUUACUGAGCUGUUAAGAAUCAUUUGUUAGUGAGCUUUUAUUGCAAGAGAUAAGGGGAGAUGAUGACUUAUUUUUUUCUACAUGUGUUGUAGUAAGUUUAACUCCACAUGACGUCCGAUUUUACUAGAAUUCGUUUAAACUUAAUUAUAAGUGGGUUGGUGUUUAGUCCCAAAAUUUCUUAACACUAAUGUAGUACAAGUCAGUGCAAUGUAGUUUUAAGACAUUGCAUCUGAAGUGCUUUACUCCAGUGGGUUUAUUUUUUAUGGAACUGUUUUGUUCUUUAUUUUAUAUAAUAAAUUGUUAUAUUUUGGGCCUCUUGCAAGUUUGUGCAUAGCAUUUAGACUGAUAUUGCUAUGUUAUUUUAUGUUUUUAAGUUACUACUUGCUAUGAUGAGUUAACUGUCUCGUUCGUAUUACACCAUUCCUGGUGGAUGAUUUGAGAUUGUUUUACUGAGCCUAUUGAGAAAAAUUAAAUGUGUCUGUGCUAUACACUGUAAUGUGCGUGAACAGAUAACAGAAAAGAAGCAAGAAAUAAAAAUUAUUUCAGUAUAUUUCUGUAUGGUUUUAUUUCUAAUGUCAAAGUUUACAUUUUGUUCUAUGCUUUGAUUUAUGAUACAAUUUAUCAGUGGUUUUCAAUUAAUUGUUUAUUUUUAUCUUUCUAAUUUUUGUUCACCCGUGGCUAACCAUCAGAGUAGCACUGCUCUAAGAAUGAUGCGACGAUGCUAUCUGUACCUUUGAAAUAAUACAUAAUCAACAUUCAUUUUUCAAUGGUUUUUUUUUUUUUUGCCUUUCUUAUAUUUUAUGUGUUUUAAAUUUUAGGUGCAGCUGUUGGUUUUCCUCUGUCCCCUGAGGAAGCUAAGCUGUGUAUGGGGGAUGACUUGAAAGAGUUAUCUCAAUUAGCCAUAGCUUAUGCUAGAGUUUUUGUUCACCCGUGGCUAACCAUCAGAGUAGCACUGCUCUAAGAAUGAUGCGACGAUGCUAUCUGUACCUUUGAAAUAAUACAUAAUCAACAUUCAUUUUUCAAUGGUUUUUUUUUUGCCUUUCUUAUAUUUUAUGUGUUUUAAAUUUUAGGUGCAGCUGUUGGUGUUCCUCUGUCCCCUGAGGAAGCUAAGCUGUGUAUGGUGGAUGACUUGAAAGAGUUAUCUCAAUUAGCCAUAGCUUAUGCUAGAGCAAGAGGUUUGUAAGAAUCUUUAAGUAGUGUUUCCUUAAUUUAUUAUAUAUACCUUUAAAUAUAAGUUUGUAUUCAAUGAAAAGGGUUAAGUUGAGCUUAAGUGUUAUGAUAUCAUGGUUUAGUUCUGUUAUGUACAGAUUGUUUUAUUAGACAGCAAUGACAAUUUCUAUGUUAAAACUUUUAGGUGCAGACAGAAUGUCUUCAUUUGGUGACUUUAUUGCACUUUCUGAUAUCUGUGAUGUACCCACUGCUAAAAUUAUCAACCGUGAAGUGUCAGAUGGUUUAAUAGCUCCAGGCUAUGAACCACAAGCCUUGGAAAUUCUCAAGUCAAAGAAAGGAGGAGCAUAUUGUGUCUUACAGGUGAUUUAAAACCAUUAUCCCUUACACAUACAACACUGAUCUACUUGUGUCUUACCUGCCCUAAAAUAUUAUGCUGCAUGUACACUUUGUUUCAACAGGUGGCAUUGGAAAGUUUAUCAGUGUACAGUAAUUUUAUAAAUUUGCUGAAGGCUUGAUGAUAUCAAUCAGGGAUGAAUAAUAAAAAAUUUGAUUAAAUAUGUUAUGAAAUCGGUGAACUGAAUUUAUAUAAGAUUAAUCAUAAAUCAGAAACUUACUAGUCAUUUUUAUAAAAAUGCUUUCUUUUACUACUUCUAAAUUUGUUUUUUUAGAUUGAUCCAGAGUACAAUCCUCCAGAGAUGGAGACUAGGACUUUAUUUGGUCUUCAGAUGCAGCAGAAAAGAAACAAUGCUGUUAUAGAUGAUAAAUUGUUUACAAAUGUGGUCUCCAAGCGAAAUCAGGUAUUGUUUUAUUUAAUUUUGUUAGUCUUAAGAAUAUUAAUUUAACAAUGUGGGGGUCAGAUGGCAAUAAAUCUCAACUAGAUCAAUAAAGCACAAUUGCUUAAAUUAAACAGCAUGAUUAUGCUUAAAUUUCAUUUGUCAUAUUUUUUAAAGUCAUUUAGACAACUGCUUUUAACCCAUGAACGUGGCAUGCAUCAUUCUGUGGUGUGGAGCUUUUCAGAGCGUUUUGAGUGCCAUUUGAAAUUGCAUUAAAUGACAUAGAAAUAUUGAUACAAGACCCCCAUAAGUAUUAAUUUUUCAAAAGUUAAAUGGAUGGGGAUAAUGUUGGCCAUAUUGCAAAACCUGUAAAAAAAAUUUGCUCAGUGUCCUUGACCUUGGAGUUCUCAAGAAAAAAAAAAUCGACAAAAUGUCUUGCUUUCAAGUGUUCAUAACAUCAUUAAUUUUUAUAGAUACACUUAAAACACAAAGCUAAAUGUUGUAGCCAAAUCAUUUAUCUUUCAGAAAAUGUAUAGCUUGCUAAGGAGGUCUUGAUUGCAAUUAAACCUCUGAAAGCAGUUUGAGUAAUUUUAGGUCAUUUGUAUAAGAAACUGGGACCACUGCAAAAUAAAAAUCUCAGGCAAAAUAGUUAUUAUUGACUAGUAAACAUUUAAAAAGGAACCAUGGAACUGAUUUGGGUUGUUUAACUAUAAAAUUUAUUAGUUCUGAACUAUCAUCUGUAGCUUCUGUAACUAAAAUUCAGUCAGUCCUUGCCCAACCUCCAGGCCUGGCUCGAAGUCUAACAGUAGCAUCAGUAGACCUAUUUCAGUAUCACUAAGACUAGUAUAAAAUUCACGAGAAGAAUAAUCUUAACUGAUAUCGUCAUGGGGAAUGUUAAAAUCAUCAUCAGUAUCACUUAAAGCCUCUCCUAAAAAGCUUUCAAACAUAUUUCUAUUAGUUCUUGCACUGAAGACCCAGCCAUAGCUUCAACCAUUUUAGCUUUUAAAAAAACAGCGAUAUAAAACUCUGAUUAAAAAGUAUUUAUUUUCAAGUUAUCACGAAACAGUUUGAACCGGAAGAUGAUUUAAUUAUUUAUAUAGGGAAGUGGCUAUAAUUCCGGUUAAAUAUUGGAUUGGAAGUUGCAGACCGUGUUUUUUUUUUCAAAUUAACGUAUCUUAAAACAAUAAGGAUGCUUGUCUUUUCUUCUCUUCUUAAAACUGUCUUGUCAGUGCUCUAAUUUAUUUCUCAGUUGCCAGAGAGUGCUAUCAGGGAUCUCAUAGUGGCUACAAUUGCACUCAAAUAUACUCAGUCCAACUCUGUGUGCUAUGCUAAGGAUGGCCAGGUAAUCUUUAAUUACUUAGUUUCAUGUGUAAUAUUGAUUUGAAAUGGAGGAUUGCAUUGACCUGCUCCAAGCAAAGCUUAAUUUAUUAUCUGUUUUGUGAGCAAGUUUGGAAUGUCUUGAUUCAUGAUUUGGGUUAGUAUUCUUGUAUAUAAAUGUCAUUGAUCCAAGGGGAUAUUAGAAUGAUCAAUCCAUUGAUGGUGGGCCCUCAUUGAAACACCAGCGCACAUUAUUCAUUGUCACACCCAAACAAAAUAUGUCUGAAAAAAACUAAUUAUUUCCAUAGGAAACAAUUUUUUGCUAUUAGUUAGAAAAUAUUUGUACUGUAUCCUUGUAUGAAUUUACAUUUAUUAAGGUAAAUGGAAAAUGUACCUUAAUUUGUCAUAUCUUUUCAUCUGGGUUUAGCUGUGGUAAGCCUGAAAACAAUCCAUAUAGAUGUGUGUAUUUGACUCGCAUACAGCACAAAUAAAUACAGUUUGUCAGUACUACUUCUGCUACUAGGCUUAUACAAUUAGAAUCUGCCUCUGCAUCCGAAAUCAUACUAUCACUGCUUGAAUCGUAACCAAAAACUAUUCCCACUUCUUGUUCAUCAGUGUAAUAUUUUCUACUUUUAUGAGAUCGAUCCCCAGAUGGGCCAGGUCCACAUUUCAUGUUUGUAAACAAAGAUUAAAACAAUCAAAACAGGAACUCCUGAUGUUUGUCCAAAGGGAUAUCAUUCUAGAUUUGAUUAAAAGUAAUUUAAAACAAAUACUAAGAAGAGAAACAAAACAAAACCGUUUUUUUAUGCAUCGACGAUUUGAUCGUCAAUCCCACGAAUACACUAUUUAAAAUCGAUUGUGAGCUUUAAUCCGGAGACAAUGAGCUAAUAAUAAAUACAAGAUUAUUAUUAUGUUGUGUGACGAGAGGGAGAAAGUUAUUUCUCGUAGGGUGGUGUUGAUAAUAAAAAUUAAAAUUGUGAACUUGUAUCUCCCUUCAUGUCAUUAAAGAAGAGCUAUAGAUAAUUGAGAAAUUGUUUUCGUUUUACUGUAAUUAUUGCACUAAGUGUGCCUGGGCAAGUUGAGAGAGUCAUUUAACAUUAUACCCUUGACAUCCAAAGCCUGAAUUGUCAGACAGUGGCUAAAAGUACGUUGUCUAGAGUUCGGGUCCCCUUUGUUAUGGCCACAAUUGGAGUAAAAAAUUCCUUUCCUCCUAGCCCUUGCAGAGCUCAUGCGUUGUAUGAUUCAAAUAGCACUAAAAAAAAGCUGUAAAAAAAGUUGAGGUUUAUUUAUUUAUUGGCUUGGUAUUUUAUAUGACAGUAGAAAAGGCACAAGAAAUAAUCACUGUAUUCAGAAUAAAAUAGGUAAGUGUUUUGAGUAUGAGAGUUAACUAAUAAUUUUGUGCACUGUAUAUUGUGUCGUGUGUCAGGAGAGAGUUAGUUAAUGAACAUCCUUCCUGCAUUUUACUUGGUGAAGUAUUUUCAAGGUAAUUAUAACGUAUUGUGUAGUCUGUCUUAGACUUACACAUGCUUAUGUGUGAGCAGUCGUAAAGAUCCUUUUUACCAGGUGGUUGUGUAUUAAUCUCUCUUAUUGCGAGCUGUGCUAUACAUGUGUUUAAUUCAGUAUAUAACCUGUUAAAGAUAUAUUUAUAGAUUAAAGUUUCAUGUUUCUGUCGCUGUAGAACAAUGUAUGAAGAAUUUAAUGAAUUAAACUAAUAAAAUAUAUGGAGUUUGACAGUGUCAAAAAAAUCCUACAAAUUUUAUCACAAAAAAUAUAGGAACAGAACUCCUAGUGGAAAUAUAAUUCUCCAUUCAAAAAUAAUAUUCACUCUUGCUCACAAAAAUGUCCACAGCUUUCUUACCACAAGGUUUUAAUCAACACUCAGCUGCGGUCAUUCAUGGCUGAGUCAGACCUGUUUACUCUUACGAUUUUGGCGUACAAUGUACGAUUUUGAGGUGUAAACAUUAUAAAUACGGUAUGUUUUUUUUUUUACUAUAAUUGUAAGGUACUGAACAAUUAUGUGAUGAUAUUGUACGAUUUUAAGAGUUUGAGAGUAAACAGGUCUGCUGAGUUAAAUUCGUGAUUACAGGGAAAAUAGCAAUACGGAAAAUCAUACUAUCAUUCACUCACAAUAUCACAACAGGACACGGCAGAAAUACAUAAUGUAAUCUGACCCUUGUAACUUUUGCAACAUAAGUUAUUUCUUAACACUUAGUACAAAAAAAACCUUCAUUUUUUUUCAAAUCUUAAUAAGUAUAUUGUAUUUUUGUAAAUGUAUUCCUGCAGGUUAUUGGCAUAGGAGCUGGUCAACAGUCACGUAUACAUUGUACAAGACUGGCCGGGGAUAAGACAAACAAUUGGUAAGGGUGAAGUUUUGUGAAUCUUAUACUACUUAUGAAUGUUUUACACAUAAUGUAAUUCAAGUGAACCAAAAUAAUCUGUAGGGUUUAUUGAAAAGUGGUCAAGAGCUGAAGUAUGAGUCAUCUUGUUUGUUUCAAUGUUUUAGAUAAUGUUUAUUUUUAUUAUAACCCUCAGCAUCCUGAAUUAAUAUAAUUUUCUUGAAACCCUCCCCAGGUGGUUGAGACAGCACCCUAAAGUAAUGGGAAUGAAGUUUAAGAAAGGUGUUAAGAGACCAGAGAUUUCUAACGCUAUUGAUAACUUUGUCUUGGGCACUGUUGGUCAGGUAGAGUCCUUGUCAAUUAGAUAUAGUUUAAUAUUUGUAAAGUAAUUAUUAUUAUUUUAAUUUGCAAAGUAAAUGCAUGGCUUAUGAAAAGGGCUCCGUCUUUUUGGCAAAAAACGCUCUGUCGCAGGGAGGGGUUAAAAGUUAUUUUUCUCAAUUUAAAAAAAGUAAAAAAGGAUUAUGGGUUUCUAAAUGAUAAGCAGAAAUCUGACUAUGGUUUAACAUCUUUAGUAGCUGUAUUGUGUUACUGCUAAUUUGCAAUGCUCUUUCAAAGUUGUGGAUUGGCGUUUUAUUUAGAAAUGGUAUAUUAUAACAAACAUUAUUUGGUACUUUGUAUACUAGACUCUUUUUUACCUGAAUGUUACUUAAAAAUAAAAGAAGGGCACAAUAUCUUAGAAAAUCGUUUAUAUUAUUUAAUAUUUUUUAAUAACUGUUGAUGGAGGAUUUUAAAAAAAUGAUAAAAUGAGUGAUUACAUAGUUGGUUACCAUGUUAAAAAGCCAUUCACUUAAAGAACAAGGAACUAUUAUGACAAUGAAUUUUUGGGAUUUUAAAAUAAACUAAUUUGAAUGUUACAAUUUCUCCAGGAUGUGGACCUUGCCAGCUGGGAAAACCUGUUUGAAAACCCACCUAGUCCAUUAACUGAGGUAAAUUCAGCUUAAGAGGAGCGAAUUAUGUCGAUAGGUUGAUGUCCAUUAUUUUGAAAAAUAUCAUGUCCUUAAGAAUAGGGUUCCCAAAAAAGGGGAUUUUAAAGCAGAAGAGUCAUUUUCUUUCAAAUUGUUAUACAAAUAACUUUAUAUUUUUUUUCUUCAUUAACAUUUUCUAGUGUAGUAAGUCACUAGUUGACUUUUUAAAUUCUUUGUAAUUCAUUAAAAUAAUGCCUUUUCUUUUACUUUUACUAAAUUUUUUAAAAAGCAAUAUCACUUUUAGUAAGGGGCGCAAAACUAGUAAGGCUAUGUUUACCCUGGCUCCGAAUUUCACAGACUUUCAAGAAAUUCAGUAGAAAGACGAUUGCAAUAACAAAAGUCUCAUGACAAUUCUCAAACCUGACACUUCUUACUUUCGUAGAUGUUCUAAAAGUAGACUUAGCAUAGGUCUACCACUUCAGAAAUAUGAUAGUAUAAUAGGAUUAAAGUAGUGUCGCAUUGGAUUUAAUUUAUUCUAGAAUUCUAUCUUAGAAACUUACACCAUUGUCUUGAUAGCUACAUUUUGUAAUUGUCAUUUUUAGGAGGAGGAAUUAGUACGGUAGAUGUUACAUAGUUAAUUUGUUUCUUUUGAAACCAUAAAUCGUUAAACUGUCAUUUAACACUAGUCAUUAAAGGUCAUAGGCUGUUGUCAAGAUAAAUCCUUUUUUUAUUGCUGAUUAAACUCAGAAGCAAUUUAAACGAUGUCAGACUAAUUUCUCUACGGAAAGAUCUGUCAUGGAUGCCCAUGAUUUACAGAGCUAGUGUAAACGCAACCAGCCUACAAAAUUGUGUAUGUGGUGAAAACCACAGAACAGGUUGAUAACCUUAUAAAGUCUUGAAUUGCUUUCCAAUUAUGUGAGAACUGGUGUGAAUUGCUAUAUGACUUAUCUUUUUUUAAAGUAAUAAACUUAACUGCACGGCACAACAUGGCUGUCAUCUUAACUAGAUGUGCUAGAGAAAAUCUGUAAAAACGUGGACAACAGGUUAUUGUUGAAACUGAAUAAUGGGAUUAUUGUGUCUGCACAUUUAUUUAAAUUAAUUUCCUUAUUUGAACAGGAAGAAAGAAAGGAUUGGAUCUCCAAGUUAAAAGGAGUAUCAGUCAGCUCCGACGCCUUCUUCCCAUUCAGAGAUAGUGUGGAUAGAGCCGUAGAGGUUGGCUUUGUUGUUUAAUUUUCUUUUUAACCCUUUACCGGGCAGAGCGGCCGAAAACGUCUUUAGUACUGAAUGGGCAAAAGCGUCCGUGACCUCAGAGUCUUUGCGAGACUUCCUAUUUUUUUGUAGUUUUAGGGGUUUAAAAUAAAAAAAAUUCUAAAUGGAUUUUGCCAAUUAUUUGCCUAUUAUUCAAGUGAUAGAGAUUUCGCUGGAUUCAAUUUAAGUGACAUUGAAGUGCACGAAGUGACUGUAAAUUGGAACUAGAUAUUAAUAUUAUUAGUAAUAUUAGUGAAAUCAGCUUAGUAAACAGUGUUGAAUUUUACAAAUUUUGAUUUUUUGGCAGUGUUUGUAAAUAGUAAAUAGAUGACUCACAAUCACAAACAAUGUGUUGUUUUUUGCAAAUAUCUGUGUUCAUAUGAGGAUUAAUUAAUGUCAAGUUGUGAGUAAAAUUAUAAAUCGGCAUUCAUUUUCCUUUAUUUAGCUUUUUAUUUCAAAAAAAUUUGUUGACUAACUAACACUUUAGAUUAUUUUUUUAAAUAACAUAACCCUAAAUCUUACUAUAAACCGGAGAACUGGUGCCCGUUCAGGAGGUGCAAGAGGAAGUACCUCUGCCUCUUAAAGGGUUAAGUUACUGGGCUUAUGCCUGAGCUGCGUUAGUUAUGUGAGCUUAUUUCCUCAUAACUGUCUUUAUGAUUUAUUAUUAUUACUGCAGUGGUCUUAUAUAGCGCUUCACAUAAAAAUAAUGGCAAAAAUAAACAUAGAGUUGUUCUAUUUGUACACCAUCUUUCUCCUAAACAUUGUAGCUAAUUUUACUGUAUUUGUUUAGGGGGACUGAUUAGGUUGUAAAUUAAUGAACACCCAGUUAGUGAUAACUUGAAAAAGUCAACAUGAAACAAUUUUUAAUGUAGCAAAGUUGGAAUCAGCAAUAAGAAACGAAUGUCAUAACUCAGUGGUCCCCAAAUGGCGGUCGGUGGACCUUCACCGGUCCCCAUGCCUAACGCUACCGGUCCGCAUCCCUAACGCUGCCGGCCCCCAUAACAUAAAUAUUUAUUGAUUGUCAAAUAGCAAUAAAAUUAUAACAAUAAAUCAUGCACCGGUCCCUGGUAAAAUUUCGAAACUUGUUCACCGGUCCACCAAAUUUAAAAGUUUGGGAACCACUGUCAUAACUGACCUAUGGGGUAAUGGAUUGUUGGUAAUAUCUGGGUAAUAUUAAAAUAUUGAGUUAGAAAAGACUGUUUCUGUUGAUAUAAUUUUAUUUAAUUUGAAAUGCUAUUCCCUGUCAUAUCUCUGUCAUAAAGGUUGAUCGAUUGGUAGUCUCACUUAUUUGUCUUGUCUUGAAAUUUUAACUUGAAAAGGCAAUUAGCAUUUUUAUUGUCCUUAGAGUGGAGUUGAGUAUAUUGCCUCCCCUGCUGGGUCUGUUUCUGACAAGAUUGUGGUUGAAGCAAGUGAUGAACACAACAUUGUCCUGAUCCACACAAACCUCAGACUCUUCCACCACUGAGUUCAUCUUCAUGGGCCGGCCUGGAUUGGCACAAGAGACGUACUGAGUUCAGUCUUGAUGUUCCAGCAAGACUUCAGUAGUCAGGAGCUAACUUAGCUUCAUUUUUAUCGCUUUAAUUACAUUUCUGAAACUUACCCUUGACAUGAUUUUAUUUGUAACUCUGUUGUUCACUGCUGGCAUUAUCCCAAAUGUGACUAAAUUCCACAAAAAUUGAUAUUAUUGCUGUGUUCAUGAAUGAAUGUAUACUCUGUUAUCUUGCUUUAGAGGAAAAGCCUCAGAUAUCCUGUAUGUGAUUGAAAGCUUCUGGUUAAAGGAGUUAUUUUUAAUUGGCAUUUACAUUUUUUUUAAAUGAUUUGAUAUUAAUUUUUUUUUGUUUAUUGUAUUUUUGUUUAAAUUCAUGUCUGAUGUAAUUAAGAUGAAACAUUUUUUGUUUAAAAUAUUGAUCAUACCUUUCACCAGUGGUCUGCAAAUCGUGGCUCUUUAGCGACUUCAGUGAGGCUUGGCCAGUCUGCCAAAAAUUGUUUCUGACUCCGAAAAACAUGGUUUUUGAAAAGAAAUUGGGCUCUCAAAAUUUGUUUUAUCGUCCUGCUGCUGAUUUUUGGCUCUUUUGACUGAGUUUGCAGACCACUGUUUACACCAAUAAGUUGCUGUUUUUUAAAUUGGUGUCUCUAACCCUUGGAGCUCCAUCAAGCAGCCUGCAAAGUGAUUAGAAGUAGCAUUGAUAGACCACCCGUAGUAAUGACUUGUGGGCGUGUAGUGUGACAUUAACAUAGCCCCAUCCGUUGGGUGGUGGUUGUGAUAGUUUUCAAAGUAACUGGUUAAAUAUCACCAGGAGGUCACUUAUGACAUAAGUUAUUUGCCCGUUUUAAUUUGAACUUUAAUGGUCAUAGUGUUGACAGAAGUUGAUAAGCAAUGUAUUUUGUUAAAUGGUAUGGGUAUUCCAUUCACAAAUUAUCAUAUUUCUGCUUCAUGCAUUGUAAAAAUCUAUCUUAUUCAGUGAAAUUUGUAAUGUAAAAUUAAACAUAAAAUUAGUAUGUCAGCUUAUCAACCAACUUACAAUGGUUUCCGUUUAAAAAUAACAUUCAGCUUUAUGAUGUAUGCAUACAAAGAGUAAUUAUCAUUUUUUUUUUAAAAACUGUUUUCUUAUAAGAAAGCUUUCACCCUUUUCAAAAGAAUUUAAUAGUGCUGGUAGUAUUGCUGAAAAAUGUGUUGGUAGUAUUGCUGGGUGGUAAUCAAUGUUCCCUUUAAGCUGCACGGCCGCGCAGUAAUCUCACUGACGCACGCAGCAGUUUUGAGUACCACUUAAGGGUGUUUGUGUCUGUAGGCUGUAAAAUUUGCGCACAAAAUAAUUGAUGCUGUAAAAAUUUGCACACAAAUUUAUGAUUUUGCACACGAACCAACAAAGCUUAGAGGGAACAUUGGUGGUAAUGAUGUUGUGCUAUACUCUGAGCUUUAAUCAGAUCUUCAUUGUUAAAAACUUUGCACUUAGGUUAAUAAGUUUCCUUUUAUUUGCUGAUUGUCAUUUUUUUUUUCCUGUUGGUUUCAUACCUCACUUACAUUGUUUGCUUAUCCAGAAAUAAGUUUUUACGUUAAAAUUUUGCUUCAAAUUUCUUUUUGAACGCAUUAUUUUGUUUUACUAUAUAGUAUAGUGCGUUCAAAAAGAAAUUUGAUAAAGAUUUUAACGUGUGAACUGAAAAAAAAGAUUCAAUCAAAUUUCCGUCGAUCAAUUUACCGUUGACGAAAUUUCUUUCGAUUAAAUUUCCGGUAACCCAAUGUUUGAUGUUUUGUCAUUUUCAUCAUAAAAAGAAUAAUUGUUAAUUAGGGAAUAAAAAUAAUUGAAAUA
Molecule: messenger RNA, 20207 nt
Organism: Lymnaea stagnalis (great pond snail)
Lineage: Eukaryota; Metazoa; Mollusca; Gastropoda; Lymnaeidae
Source: the annotation of a GenBank genome assembly